Molecule: messenger RNA, 3152 nt
Organism: Etheostoma spectabile (orangethroat darter)
Lineage: Eukaryota; Metazoa; Chordata; Actinopteri; Perciformes; Percidae
Gene: mafgb
Product: v-maf avian musculoaponeurotic fibrosarcoma oncogene homolog Gb
Exons: 3
Coding region: 714-1235 (173 amino acids)
Biological process (GO): regulation of transcription by RNA polymerase II; regulation of epidermal cell differentiation
Cellular component (GO): nucleus
Molecular function (GO): DNA-binding transcription factor activity, RNA polymerase II-specific; RNA polymerase II cis-regulatory region sequence-specific DNA binding
Source: RefSeq, a predicted model, not a curated record
CUUUAAAAGUGCUGAAUAUAGAGGUGUUGUUUUGCUGAGUGUGCACUGCCACCGCCGCUGCCAUGCCGUUAUCGCCGCGCUUGUGUUGCCGCUUGUUCCCGUUGUGCUACGCUGCCGCUGCGUUGUCUUGCUCAGCCGAACUCACGGCAACGCCGUUGCCGUUUAAAGGGCAGCAGCCUGGUAGUGCUGAAUCAUCACGAUCCAGUCGUUAUCCAGACCUGCACAUACGGUUCCGAGAGACCAGGUCUGUUCGAGCGGACCGUCACGCCGACCGACCAAACGGGGAUUUCAUACUAACACAGACAAAGGGGGUGUAGGCUACGCUUCGUUGCGUACGGCUGUCAAGCUUAAAAAAGAAGCCAUGUGUCGGAAUUAGAAGACCGUGCGGGGAGUCUGAAUGCAAGUCGGCUUUCGUUACCGUUGGUAUGGCCGGGGAUUCCCUUGUUUUUUGGCUACUAAAUGGCUAGCUAGAUAUUUAGAAAGGGGAACGUAAGGAGAGCUAGGGAUAACCUUAAGGUAGAGCAACAACUUAGGAGAGCGGAAACCUUCGGAAACAACACGUAUAACCUCAACGUUAGCUCCGACUGUCCUCUCUUCGGGGUGCUGAAGCGACAGCGGUGGACACAAACUGGAAGAUUCCCGCUGUCGCUUCACAAACCCGUUCUUGUGUUGCUUCUUUACAGGUCUGUUCAGAAGAGCAAGGCACUUGUGGCAUGACGACGACUAACAAAGGAAAUAAAGCCUUGAAGGUGAAGCGUGAGCCGGGGGAGAAUGGCACCAGCCUCACAGACGACGAGCUGGUGACCAUGUCAGUGCGGGAGCUGAACCAGCACCUUAGAGGGCUCACCAAAGAAGAGAUCCUGCAACUGAAACAACGGCGGCGCACCCUAAAGAACCGGGGCUACGCUGCCAGCUGCCGGGUGAAGCGAGUCACUCAGAAGGAGGAGCUGGAGAAGCAGAAGACCCAGCUGCAGCAGGAGGUGGACAAACUGGCCAAUGAGAAUGCUUCGAUGCGUGUGGAGCUGGACGCUCUGAGGUCUAAGUACGAGGCGUUACAGACCUUUGCCAGGACUGUGGCAAGGAGCCCCACUGUCGGGGUUGGGGUGAGGGCUGGGGUGGCAGGAGGAGGGGGAGGUAUGGCGUCAUCAGUCAUCGGCCCACUCAUACCGGGUAAGAUGGCAACAGCGACGAGUGUGAUUACAAUAGUGAAGUCAAAAACAGAUGCACGGUCUUGAGGGAGGGGAAGAUAGAUGAGGGUGUCGGGAUGGAGUUCAGCUGCAACAGAGUAAUUCUUCUCUGCUGGCCACCCCUCCUCCACCUGCACUGACAGCUGGGCAGUCUUGAUCACAUCACCUCUGCAUGUGCCCGUCACCUGUCUCAGUUCAGUGCAGGUGAAGGAAAGGAUGGAAGCAGAGGAAGUUUAUUGAGACUAUAAAGAUGUAAGUCCUCGGUCAGCGCCUGAUCAUUUAGCACAGGACAGACACACAGGGUUCCUACGGUCACUGAAAGCCUAGAUAAGUCAAAGAAUUAUUUGAGAUUAAUUUUGUUCCAGGCCAGCAGGGGGGGAAAAAAACGAAAAAAAGUCAAUCACUUUGGAAAAAUCAGUGUUCAAUGUCAAGUUUUACUGCUGGUAGAUCAAGAUAUUUGUAAGUGUGUAAAUAUUUAAAGUGGACGAUUGCCCAAAACAAGAUGUAAAACAUUUAAAUUCGCUACACCAACAAAAUAUAUUGUAACACGUGCAUUACAUAUGUAAUUGAAUCAGAAAGAAGGUAUUAUUGUGUUAGUUAUAGCAGUCAUCUAAUCAGAUGGACACAAAGAGUGUUGGGUCCCUGAGUUCCAAAUGAAUCCACCAGAUUUAAUGUGCCCUGCUGAUUUCAGUGGCUGAAGAGAAGUCCCAUCAUGCUCCACCGUAGCCAAGAACCUUUUCAGAAAAGUACUAUAGAAAAACAUAUAUUACACAAUGGUGGUAAAUGUAUUUCAAAUGUUUUGUACUGUGUUGUCAUUCACAUGAGGUCCAAAGUGUAUUCUCUGUGUGUCAAUUGUUAUAUAUCAGGAAUUCUGUGAAAUUCUGUGGCGCGUGUUCGUUUUGGUAUGACUAUAUUUAGUUAGCUGUAUUUUUACUACGGUCUCUUCACUUUCUCUGUCCAGCUCUCUUUCUCUCGUCUAUUCUUUCUCUGUCCUUCCAUUUUUUAAUUCUGGCUGGUUUCCAUCAUUACACACAGUACUUCCUGGAUCUAACAGAAAGAGGUGGGAUAAAGCAAUUGAUAUUUACCAAAAAUCAAACACAACAUACUAUAGAGAGAAAAGGAGAUAAAGUUAGUAUAUUUGUAGGAAUCUUCAGGGAAAUGGUCUUUUGAACACCAGAGCUAAAUUAAGAGAAAGUUGUCUUCUGUCUGUUUGAGGUCCUCUAAGUAUAUUCACGAAAAUCGGAAGGGCAAGUGCCUUGGUCUCCUAAAGAUAUGCAUCAAGAAGAAGUAGAGAGGACGUUGGGAAUUGUGGAAGGACGGUGAAGGUUCAAUGCAGGUGUUUGCUUAUACCUGUGCUAAAUGUGAAACACUGACCAAUCAGGAAUCAGGUUGUGACAGCAUUUAACUCUGGCUGUGUGUUGUUGUAUGAGCUGUGUAGUAGCAGGAUUAAUUAUAUUAAUAACACCCAUUUAUGUGACUUGGCAGUUUAUUUAUUUAAAGAAAACAAACAAAAAGGGUUUGUAAAACAGCUCCAUGUCCUUGCACAGAACAUGCUUUAGAAAGUUGAUGUUCUGUUGAGUAAAAGUCCAUCUUUCUGUUUUCUGUUAAUGACUUGGUUUGCAUAUUUAUGAAUUUAAUUGGCUACUGACUCAGAUAUCUAGGUAAUUACACCUACAGCAACAUUAUUGCCUCAAUUUAAAGUGGUUUAAGUUGCAUUCAUCUUGCUUUUAACCACAAAGCUCACUUUGCAAGUGCUAGGGUGAUAACUGACAAUGCAGUCAGCCCGCAAGGACAGCAAAGAUAUUUCUCCAAAUUUCCAGUCACACAAAUGGGAUGUCAUUUCACACGAGUUUUACCAUAAAAAAGUAGUCUUACGUGGUGUUCUAUACUCCAAGAAUCUGUAUCUGUAUGGUAGAGUCUGGAAUUUUAUAAAGACAAUUAUCUUUGCAUUGUUUGUAAUGACCU